GUACAUCUGCUUGCGUUCUGUUGACAAUAAUUGCUAUCCGAGAACAGGCAAGGUUAGCGCGUACAUCAAAGAUUGAUAUCGUUUAUCACUGCAGCCAAGCAAGCUGCUGGCAUAAAUUGGCGAUUCCAACCAACUUCUGCAGCGAAAGAUUGUUGGCGAACGGUUGUGCGUUUUCGUCGUCUGUCAAAACAAUCGCGUCGUCAUCCUGUGAGCUGGUAUUCGUGUUGUUUACGUUUUCACACACAAAACAAAAUCGGCAGACCCUCGGCUAGCGGCAAUAGCGCAGCGCAUCAACCCAAAACGGCAAAACGGCUGCGAAACAACCAACCAACCAGUGCGCCGGGAGUAAACACAGCGCUGACACAACGAAGAAGACCGAAACAAUAUACCGUUAAUCCGCGCACGGUCGCGACCGCGUCUUUGUUCCCCGCUCAGAACGAGGCCAUUGCACAAGUGUUGUACACAACACCCCCCCCCCCCCCUUUGCCCAAUAGCUGGAAAAGAAAGGGGGAAAGGGGAGUGAGAGUGGCGACUGGAGGGAAGCAACAGUUGGCAUUGUUGGUGUUUGGGGGCUGUCAUCAUCCGGCUUUGUCCUCCUUGCAGCAGAAGAAAGUGGGUUGCUCGAUGCUGCCGCUGGUUUUACACGUACGCGAACAGCAAACGAAGGCACAACGCUGAAUGUAGCUUGCAGCUCGACACCGGGCACAGGGGGUUUGAGAAAGUGUGCAGAGCAUCCGGAAGAUGGACUACGUCUAUAUGACCGGUGGUGAUCCCGGGAAUCCGCGCGCCGAAGACAUCAUUACGCUAACAAUGUACGAGAACGAUCCGGCCGGCGCAGGGCAGGAGUAUGCGGAAGCGCCAGAGUACGGUGCAUUUAACAUCGGUUCCUCGGAGGCCGAAUACAUCGAGCACGGUAUGAUCUUGGCGGAUGGAGGCGAACGAUUCGGCGUGUCUACCGUCUGCUUCGACACGCAGGAGGAGCUUAUCUGGAUGGGCAACCAGGGCGGUCACGUUACGUCCUACUACGGUAGCGCAAUGCAGAAGUACACCUCGUUCCAGGUACACCAGAACGAAGUUGUCCGGCAGAUAGCGACGAUCGAUGCGGGCAUUCUGGCGCUCACGCCCACCAGCCUACGGCACCAGAUUCGACGCGGUUUGCCGAAGUUUACGUUUCGAUCGGAGCGGAUGGUCGAUAUGGUGUGCAUGAUUGAGCACGCGCCCGCCCGUCUACUGAUGGGCGGCCAUCAGAGUGAUCUGAUCGAGCUUGAUCUCGCGACGGCUACGGAGCUAACGUGCGUUGUGGCGGGUGUGAACGGGUGUGCCAUCUUGCGACGCCAUUCCCGGUAUCUGUGUGCCGGCGAUGCCUACGGAAAGGUGACACUGCUCGAUCCGAACAGCCUGUCGAUCGAGCACGAGCUACCGACCCACUCGGGCAGCCUCUCGGAUUUUGACGUGCAAGGCAACUAUCUUAUAUCGUGCGGGUUGAGCGGUCGCCAGGGCAACCUUACCAUCGACCGCUUUUUGAUGGUGUACGAUAUGCGCAUGCUGCGAUUGGUAUCCCCCAUUCAGGUGUUGGUCGAGCCGCAGCUGCUGCGCUUCCUGCCGUCGCACUACUCCCGGCUAGCCGUGGUAUCGCCGCACGGACAGCUGCAGCUGGUCGACACGGUCGAGCUGAGCGAACCGCGGGUGUGCAUGUUCCAGAUCAAUACCAGCGGGUCCCAGUGCCUUUCGUUUGACAUCAGCUCCACCAGCCAGGCGAUGGCGUUCGGCGAUCAAUCCGGCCACAUCAAUCUGAUUUCGGCUGCCAAAAUCAACACGCCCACGCUGCAGUUCAAUCCGUACUCGCGGGACACCGAGUUUGCGGACACGGUCGAACCGGCGACACCGUUCGUACCGAUCACGGACACCAACUUCCCGCUGUCGUCGGUGCUGCUGCCCCACCUAACUACCGGCGAGCGUUGGCUAAGCGAUUGGCCACCGUGGAUGAAUGCGUACGAGCAUUGGCGAGCGAAACCGAUCGACCCGGUCGUAAUCGGCACGAUGAAGAUGCAGGGACCGAUAGGGUACGCGCCCAAUCCGAGGACGGGCCUGCGCAACCAAAUACCCUACCUGCUGGAUGGAUCGAAUGGCACUUUGGCUACCGGGUCGGUGGCCUCCACCGCGCACGGUGCCUCGUCCACCAAGGGCGGCAACGGUGCGGAGCAGCAAGGCAUCAAGCUGGUGCCCCGCCGGUACCGCAAGGUGGAGGUAAAGUACAGCAAGCUCGGCACCCAAGACUUUGACUUCGAGCACUACAACCAGACGGGCUUCGUCGGGCUCGAGGCAAACCUGCCCAACGCGUACUGUAACGCGAUGCUGCAGGUGCUGUACUUUAUCAUUCCACUGCACAAAGCCAUCCUGGCCCACUGCUGCACGAAGGAGUUUUGCCUGUCGUGCGAGCUUGGCUUUCUCUUCCACAUGCUCAACGUCGGCAGCUCCAGCUCACCGUGCCAGGCAAGCAACUUUCUGCGCUCCUUCCGCACCGUGCCGGAAGCGGCCGCCCUCGGCCUAAUCCUGUCGUCCAACAGCGCGAAUGUGAACCUGAUCAGCCUCAUCCAGAACUGGAACCGGUUCGUGCUGCACCAGAUCCACUCCGAGCUGCUCGACGCGAUGAAGCAGAGCGAAACGAUGCACUUUUACGAGCACGGCCAGCAGCCACCGGCACCACAUCACAGCGCCACGCCGGAGCAGGACAGUGUGCAAAAGUUUCAGAUUUGCAACCUCGGCAGUGGCAAAUCGACGGCCGCCACCCAUCCACCCACAGCGACGGCCCGGGAAGAAUCGGAAAUUGGACGACUGUUCGGCACGCAGCAGCAAACGACCCACCGCUGCAACAAAUGCAACACGACGCGCGUCAAGGACAACGUGCUGCUCGUCUGCAGCUUGCUCUACCCAACCACCACGACCAACAACGUGGAGGGCACCUUCGGCACGAUUCUAAAACACUCGCUCGGGGUGGAAAAAACGACCCCCGCCUGGUGCGAAACGUGCAACAAGUUUACCCCGACGAAUCAAAAAUCGCGCGUCACCGACCUGCCGGCGAUACUUUCCAUCAACUGCGGUCUGGACAACGAGAAAGAGCUGGAGUAUCUGAAGCGUCAAAUGUCACGCUCGACCGGUGCCCAAUCUUCGCCCAGUCCGUCGGGCCCGAGUGCGGCGACCGUGGCGGGCGCGACCACCACUGUCGACCAGUCGACGGUCACAUUUAACGGUUCCGGCACGGGCACAAAGAUGUGCCGGUACGGCACGAACUGUUCGCGAGUCGAUUGUCACUUUGCUCAUCCAAGGAAAUCAUCUCCGUGCGUUAUAUCGGCCGCGACGCCCACCGCUAGCUCGGCUGCAGCAACGCACGGCAUGCAAAAGUCCUGGUUUCCGCUCAGCUUCCAGAUGUCGCUCGACGAGCAGCAGAAUCUUGAUAUUAGCUCGCUGCGUACCGCUUCGAACGGCGAGCCCGUACUGCCGAACGCUGCCACAGAACCGGCAACGUCUGGGGAUGCAGAGCAGAAGGAGGAAAAGCCCACGAAUGACCACCCGGACGAUCCUGCACCGAUGCAAAAGAUCACCAAAACCUACAACCUGUCAGCCGUGGUGUGCUACAUCAACGAUGGUUCCCAGCGCAAUCUGGUGUCGCUCGUCCACGUCCCGGCCUGCUACCAGGAGCUGAAGCAACCGGGCGAUGCCAACCCGAUGGGAAGUUGGUACAUUUUCAACGAUUUUAGCAUUUCCCCGGUACCGGUACAGGAAGCGGUGUGGUUCACGCUCGACUGGAAGGUACCGUGCGUGCUGUUCUACACUAGCAGCGAGCUGGCCGCAGAGCAGAGCCGCCUCGGGUUAGGUUUUGGCAGCGAGCACCUUACGCACUACGUUAAUCCCUUCACGACCGAUCUGUACGAGGAGGAGGGUGCCGAUGAUGGGCGCAGUAGUGGCCGUACUCCGGACGAUGGUAACGAUACGAUCGGUAACGAGGGCGCCGAUUGCAACGAAAACCACCACCCGGAGGCCGGUGAUACGGGACCGGCGAUCCUGUUUAAACCGCUGGGACGCAACGAGCAUUUCCAGGCCGGCGAUCUGGUCGCGAUGGAUGCCGAGUUCGUGACGCUCAACCCGGAGGAGAGCGAGAUUCGGUCGGACGGCAAGAUGUCCACCGUGAAGCCGAGCCACAUGAGCGUCGCGCGCAUCACGUGCAUACGCGGCCAGGGCGAGUACGAAGGCGUCCCGUUCAUGGACGAUUACAUCUCCACCCAGGAGCAGGUGGUGGACUAUCUGACCAAGUUUUCCGGCAUCAAGCCGGGCGAUCUGGAUGCGAACUUUAGCAACAAGCGGCUAACCACGCUGAAGAACUCGUACCAGAAGCUGCGCUUUCUCGUCGACACCGGCGUCAAGUUUGUGGGGCACGGGCUGCGGAACGAUUUUCGCGUCAUCAACAUCAUCGUGCCGCCGGCGCAGGUCGUCGAUACGGUGCAUCUGUUCCAUCUGCCCCACCACCGGAUGGUGUCGCUCCGCUUUCUGGCCUGGCAGUUUCUGGGCAUCAAGAUACAGUCGGAAACGCACGAUUCGAUCGAGGAUGCGCGGACGGCGCUGCACCUGUACAAACACUACCUGCGGCUGAUGGAGAAGGACGAGUUUACGCACGCCCUAUCGACGCUGUACGAAACGGGCAAGAAGCUGCAGUGGAAGGUGCCGGACUAACGUUGUUCAUUGCAGACGAUUAAGUCGAUGGCCGAAUGGGCGGGCAUAUUUGUUGAGAUUAUGAAACCCGUUGUUGUGUGAGAUGAGAAGUGGUUUGAACUAACUGUGUACAAUAGGCAAACAAUAGAAAAUACUUUUUUAGAAUAAUA
Anopheles stephensi (Asian malaria mosquito) is the source of this 4877-nucleotide messenger RNA. RefSeq names its product PAN2-PAN3 deadenylation complex catalytic subunit PAN2 (gene PAN2). NCBI's taxonomy places the organism in Eukaryota, Metazoa, Arthropoda, Insecta, Diptera, Culicidae. Gene Ontology annotation, biological process: nuclear-transcribed mRNA poly(A) tail shortening; mRNA processing. Gene Ontology annotation, cellular component: PAN complex; P-body. The record is from RefSeq and is a predicted model, not a curated record. Gene Ontology annotation, molecular function: nucleic acid binding; poly(A)-specific ribonuclease activity; protein binding. The coding region runs from base 742 to 4728 and encodes 1328 amino acids. The transcript is spliced from 5 exons.